GGCCUGGCAACGUCACUCGGCCAGGGAACGCCCUCCAGGUACCCGGUUCGGUUCCCCGCCUGGGACCCUCGGACGCUUGGGCUCUGUGGAGUUACGUGACGGAGGUUGGGGUCGGGCUUCUUUUCCUCCCUUGGCGCUGCCUGGGGAGCCCCGGCGCUGAUCCUGAGGGGUUCCAGGGCGGGGGUUGCGGGGGGCGGAGACUACGUGUCGAGAGUGAGGGGCAGCGAUCCCACCCUGACCCCCCGCCUCGCAGCUGUCCCGAUGCAGGAGCCGCACCCCCGCCGGAGGCCGCGUGCUGGGCCCCCGCCGGGCCCGGGGGUCGAGGCGCCAGCGGGAUCCCCCCAGGACGGGCCGAGCCGCACCCGGCGCCUGCUGGGCUUCGACUGGUGGGAGCUGAGCAGCUGGACCCCCCUCGUCCGCCUCCUCAACCGGCCCACGGACCCAGCCUCCCUGGCUGCCUUCCGCUUCCUCUUUGGCCUGUUGAUGGCACUGGACAUCCCACAAGAGCGGGGGCUGGGCUACCUGGACCACAAGUACCUGGACGGGCUGGAGGUCUGCCGUUUCCCUCUCUUCGACAGCCUGGUUCCCCUGCCCCUUGACUGGAUGUACCUGCUCUACCUGCUCAUGCUGCUGGGCGCCAUGGGCGUGAUGCUGGGUUGCGCCUACCGCCUGAGCUGCCUGCUCUUCCUGCUGCCCUACUGGUACGUCUUCCUGCUGGACAAGACCACCUGGAACAACCACUCCUACCUCUAUGGCCUGCUGGCCUUCCAGCUCAGCCUGCUGAGCGCCCAACGCUGCUGGUCCAUUGAUGGGCUCCUAAACCCCCGGAAGCGCAACACCCCAGUGCCCCUGUGGAACUACACGCUGCUGCGGGCACAGAUCUUCAUUGUCUAUUUCAUUGCGGGCAUCAAGAAGCUGGAUGCUGAUUGGGUGGGCGGCUAUUCCAUGGGCUCUCUGGCUCGCCAUUGGCUCUUCAGCCCCUUCCGGCUGGUGCUGUCGGAGGAGAUGACAAGCCUGCUGGUGGUGCAUGGCGGGGGCCUGGUCCUGGAUCUGUCAGCCGGCUUCCUGCUCUUCUUUGAUGUCACCCGGCCUGUGGCCCUCAUCUUUGUCACUUAUUUCCACUGCAUGAACUCCCAGCUCUUCAGCAUCGGCAUGUUCCCCUAUGUGAUGAUGGCUGCCAGUCCACUGUUCUGCCACCCAGCCUGGCCACGCUGCCUGGCUGCCAGGGUGCCCAUGUGCCUGCGCUGGGCCUUGCCCUCCCUGGAGCCCCCGGAACCCAGCCCCCAGAAUCAGAGCCAGGGGCCGAGGUUGCGACAGCACCUUGGGGCUGCCUUCACCCUGCUUUACGUGCUGGAGCAGCUCUUCCUGCCCUACUCCCACUUCAUCACCCAGGGCUAUAACAACUGGACCAAUGGGCUGUAUGGCUACUCGUGGGACAUGAUGGUUCACUCCCGCUCCCAUCAGCAUGUGAAAAUCACCUACCGUGAUGGCCUCACAGGCGAGGUCGGUUACCUCAAGCCAGGGGUAUUUACCCAGAGCCGCCGCUGGAAGGACCACGCUGACAUGCUGAAGCAGUAUGCCACCUGCCUCAGUGAGCGCCUAGCCUCCUACAACGUGUCCCAGCCACACAUCUACUUCGAUGUUUGGGUGUCCAUCAAUGACCGUUUUCAGCAGCGCCUCUUUGACCCACGGGUGGACAUCGUGAGGGCUGAGUGGUCGCCUUUCCGGCCCACACCGUGGCUGCAGCCACUGCUUGUGGAUCUGUCACCCUGGCGCACUCGGCUGCAGGAGAUUGAGGGCUCCCUGGACAACCACACCGAGGUGGUCUUCAUUGCUGACUUUCCAGGCUUGCACCUGGAGAACUUUGUGAGCGAGGACCUAGGCAACACAAGCCUGCAGCUGUUGCAGGGGAAGGUAGUUGUGGAGAUCAUGGCUGAGGGCCGCAACCACACACUGUUCCAGGGUGACCAGCUCCAGCUGCCAGCAGGUGCCUACCACAAAGUGCACACAGUGUCUUCAGAGCCCUCGUGCUACAUGUACAUCUACAUCAACACCACAGACCUGGCCCUGGAGCGCAACCUCACCCGGCUGCAGGAGCUGCACGACCGUGUGCAAAAUGGCUCUGAGGUGGAGCCAUUGCCACCUGAGCUGCAGGCACUGCUGAGCAGCACCGAAGGGGAAGGGGAGGUAGCACCUGGCACAGACCCACUGGUCAGGACCUUCCUGCACCGGCAGCGCCGCCUGGAGGAGCUGCAGCGCCGGCGCCUUGAGCCCCUGGGCCAGCGCCUGGUACGCUUUGCCACCCGCAAGUACUUCCUCUUCCGCCGCAGCCUGUUGAUGACCCUGAUCUCAGUGAGGAACCUGGUAUUGGGGCGCCCCCCGCUGGAGCAGCUGGCACAGGAGGUGGCCUAUGCCAACAUGCAGGAGCCUGGUGCUCGGCCCCAGCCCCCCAAGCACAGUGAGCUGUGAGCUACAGGGAACCCAGGCAUCCAAGGAGUGGCUCACACUGUGCCUAUGCAGCCGGGGCAGCCCAGACACCUGAGUUCUUUUCAGUGUCUUGGGAAGGCUGUGGUGGGGGUUGGUGCCAGGACUGCCUCAGAGGAGGGGUCAGCUUUCUCAAGGUGCCAGAACCUCCCCCUGCCCUUCACUGCAAGGGGACCACUAUCACUUCACAAGGGGUUUCAGCCUCUCCAAUAAACCUUUGUUUCUAGCCU
Molecule: messenger RNA, 2714 nt
Organism: Gavialis gangeticus (Gharial)
Lineage: Eukaryota; Metazoa; Chordata; Crocodylia; Gavialidae
Gene: GGCX
Product: gamma-glutamyl carboxylase
Exons: 15
Coding region: 262-2469 (735 amino acids)
Biological process (GO): peptidyl-glutamic acid carboxylation
Molecular function (GO): vitamin binding; gamma-glutamyl carboxylase activity
Source: RefSeq, a predicted model, not a curated record